Herpailurus yagouaroundi (jaguarundi) is the source of this 3178-nucleotide messenger RNA. RefSeq names its product TATA-box binding protein associated factor 4 (gene TAF4). The record is from RefSeq and is a predicted model, not a curated record. The transcript has 16 exons. Gene Ontology annotation, biological process: DNA-templated transcription; transcription initiation at RNA polymerase II promoter. NCBI's taxonomy places the organism in Eukaryota, Metazoa, Chordata, Mammalia, Carnivora, Felidae. Gene Ontology annotation, molecular function: RNA polymerase II general transcription initiation factor activity; DNA binding; protein heterodimerization activity. The coding region runs from base 1 to 2139 and encodes 712 amino acids. Gene Ontology annotation, cellular component: transcription factor TFIID complex.
AUGACGAGGCGGGCGCUGCCCGCCGCCGCCGCCGCCGGACUGCCGCCGCCGCCGGCCCCCGGCACCCCCACCGGGCUGCCCAAAGGCUCGGCCAGCGCGGGGCCCCAGAGCCUGCCCAGGACGCCCUCGGCCACCACCGGCGGGAUCCGGGCCACGCUGACGCCCACGGUCCUCGCCCCUCGCCUGCCGCAGCCGCCUCAGAACCCGACCAACAUCCAGAACUUCCAGCUGCCCCCAGGUAUGGUCCUCGUGCGGAGCGAGAACGGGCAGUUGUUAAUGAUUCCUCAGCAGGCCUUGGCCCAGAUGCAGGCCCAGGCCCACGUGCAGACCCAGCCUCAGACCACCAUGGCGCCCCGCCCUGCAACCCCCACAAGUGCCCCUCCCGUCCAGAUCUCUACCGUACAGGCACCUGGGACCCCUAUUAUUGCACGGCAGGUGACCCCAACAACCAUAAUCAAGCAAGUGUCUCAGGCCCAGACGACGGUACAGCCCGCCACGGCACUGCAGCGCUCGCCCGGAGUGCAGCCUCAGCUGGUUCUGGGUGGCGCUGCCCAGACAACUUCCCUCGGGACGGCCACGACUGUUCAGACGGGGACACCUCAGCGAACGGUGCCAGGGGCCACCACCACCUCCACGGCUGCCACGGAAACCAUGGAAAACGUGAAGAAAUGUAAAAACUUUCUAUCUACAUUAAUAAAACUGGCCUCAUCUGGUAAACAGUCUACAGAGACAGCCGCUAACGUGAAAGAGCUGGUCCAGAACCUACUGGAUGGAAAAAUCGAAGCGGAAGAUUUCACCAGUAGGUUAUACCGAGAACUUAAUUCUUCACCUCAACCUUACCUUGUGCCUUUCCUGAAGAGAAGCUUGCCCGCCUUGAGACAGCUGACCCCCGACUCCGCGGCCUUCAUCCAGCAGAGCCAGCAGCAGCCGCCGCCCGCCUCGCAGGCCACCACCGCGCUCACGGCCGUGGUGCUGAGCAGCUCGGUCCAGCGCACGGCCGGGAAGACGGCGGCCACCGUGACCAGCGCUCUCCAGCCCCCUGUCAUCAGCCUCACGCAGCCCACACAGGUUGGCGUUGGCAAGCGGGGGCAGCCCACGCCGCUGGUCAUCCAGCAGCCGCCCAAGCCCGGAGCACUGAUCCGCCCGCCGCAGGUGACGUUGACGCAGACGCCCAUGGUCGCUCUCCGGCAGCCUCACAGCCGCAUCGUGCUCACCGCGCCUCAGCAGAUCCAGCUGAACCAGCUGCAGCCAGUGCCCGUGGUGAAGCCCGCCGUGCUACCUGGAACCAAAGCGCUCUCUGCCGUCUCGGCUCAAGCAGCUGCCGUGCAGAAAAACAAACUCAAGGAGCCCGGGGGAGGCUCGUUUCGGGAUGACGAUGACAUCAACGACGUGGCCUCGAUGGCGGGAGUAAACCUGUCGGAAGAAAGUGCACGAAUAUUAGCCACGAACUCUGACUUAGUGGGCACCCUGACGCGAUCCUGUAAGGAUGAAACCUUUCUCCUACCAGCGCCUUUACAGAGAAGAAUCCUAGAGAUCGGUAAAAAACACGGCAUCACGGAGUUGCAUCCGGACGUUGUGAGUUACGUAUCACACGCCACGCAGCAGAGGCUACAGAAUCUCGUGGAGAAAAUAUCAGAGACGGCCCAGCAGAAGAACUUCUCGUACAAGGAUGAUGACAGAUACGAGCAGGCAAGUGAUGUCCGGGCUCAGCUCAAAUUUUUUGAGCAGCUUGAUCAAAUUGAAAAGCAGAGGAAAGACGAGCAAGAGAGAGAGAUCCUCAUGCGGGCGGCCAAGUCUCGAUCCAGACAAGAAGACCCAGAACAGCUAAGGUUGAAACAGAAGGCAAAAGAGAUGCAGCAGCAGGAACUGGCGCAGAUGAGGCAGCGGGACGCCAACCUCACCGCGCUCGCUGCCAUCGGGCCCCGGAAGAAGCGGAAGGUGGACUCUCCGGGACCAGGGUCGGGGACGGAGGGGUCGGGCCCAGGCUCGGCGGUCCCAGGCAGCUCCGGCGUCGGAACCCCCAGACAGUUCACGCGACAAAGGAUCACGCGGGUCAACCUCAGGGACCUCAUAUUUUGUUUAGAGAAUGAGCGUGAGACAAGCCAUUCACUGUUGCUCUACAAAGCAUUCCUCAAGUAGCACAGGGCGGGCGCGGCGUCGCGGAUGGAGACGCCUGGGACGCUUUUAUAUAUUUGCAGAUGACGCCUUUUGUAACAAGCAAAUGGGAUAUUGUUUAAAAAACAGCCACCUCUUUACAACGGAACAGUUUUAUAUUCCUGUUUCUAAGUCAACUCUUCAGUGCGGAAGAAAACACGUUUCUGUAACAGAGAACACAGAGGCCCGUGGGCCCUCUUAAAGGACAAUUAACUCUUAACUCAUCUUUGAUUGAGUGGCCUUCUUGCCAAACAAGCCAUAUAUAAAAACUGAUGGAAUCGUUUAGCAAAUAAUUAGUUGCCCUCUGUCACCUCGUAGCGGUUUCUACAUUAUUUGUGCGUUUUGGUUCAUUCAACCCGACUUACUGCGUAGGUGUGUGUCUACAGCGAUGACCUCAUUUCAUUUAUUUUAUUUUUGUAUUAGUCAGUUGGCAAAGCAAACUGAUUUUUUAGACUAUUUAUCUGCCCGUCCCCUCCCUCGCCAGAGUCCCCGAGGAGCCCGGAGCCCACGGCGCGCCCGCGCGGAGCGGAGCCACCUUCCUGCUCAGGAGAGGCUGUGCCGCCGGCUCCUCCCGAGCGCGUGGUCGGCACCUGUACAGACGCAGUUUAUUUGCUGUAGUUUGUAAAGCUGUAAAGUUAAAAGAAAUGAAAACCUUUUCAGCAUAAAUAUAUUUUACUUGCACUGUGUUUUUUAGCUAAAAGUGGAAACUUAGAUGAAAUAAAAUCAAAGUUGAGAAGAAUCAUCAAAAGACUGUUUCUCAGUGUGAAUCAAGUGUUGAAAAAUGGUUGGUGUAUUUUGUCAGUAAUUGUACAUAAUUUUUGGCACAUAACAUAAAAAUGGCUAUGUAAACUAUAAUUAUUUUGCUAAGAGACUGUAAGCAAGCUGUGGGCCGACUUCGCAGAUGUCCAGAGCAAAGCCCCUUCUUUGUACCUAUUUUUUUAUUACAAAUAUACUAAUUGGUUCUUUAUAUUUUCAGAGGUUAUUGUAUUAAAUUGUCUAUUGAUAGUACUUUUAUGACUGUAAA